UUUCUUGCAAACCAAUUUGUUUUUGUUUGUGUGUGUGUGUGACAGAGAGAGCCUUAUUUUGGUGAAUGAGAGAAGACUUGUUCAAACGAUAUAACCAGAAAUUAACAAAACAACAGUUGCAAAGUCAUCAAAGAAACAAAUACCUUCCCUCCUUCCUUCUCUCUUCCACCCGAAUCCUUCCCUGCCUCACACAUUCCUUUCCUCUGUACUUACCAUUCUCUCUUCCCUCCUCCUUCCUAAAUUAGAAUCAUUCAUUUCCUACUAACUAUAACACCCAAUAUAAGGGGCUAUUUUCCUCAUUCAGAAAACCACCAUGCCUCAAAAAGCCACACCUGACCCAAAACCUGGUUCAUUUCACCAUCACAACAACAACAACACUGUCUCUUACCUCACAACCUGCGCUGGCCAUAACAUAAUGCUUCCUGAAUUUUCUCAUCAAUAUAUAACCUUCUUUUGCUUCCUAAAUUUCCCUCAACACUGUACCUCUCUCUUUUCUUCCAUGCUCAUAGCAGGAAGAAGCACCAAAGGUGAUGACAAAUCAAUCAAUCAAUCAGUAACAUGUUAAAACCUGAAAUUCUUCCUUAAAAUUCCCUCGUCCUCCUCGCUCAAUCGCUCUCUUUCUCCAUUGUUUCCAACCUUGUUGUUCCAUUAAUUAUUCAAUGGCUACAGAAAACUCCAUCAUCACCAACAUUAGUACUCCAAAACCACAAACAACCCUGGACAAUAACGAACCUGCAGCUAAUAAAGCCAAGAACAUUUUUAAGGUGGCGCUGUUCAUGAUGCGUUCGCAAAAAUCGCGAGUGGUUCCGGUGGAUGAGGAGUCCAAGAGCGUGUGGAGGAAGCUGGUGGGGUCUAUGAGGCCGUUGCACCUGCAAAGCAACAAUUCUCCACCGGCUCAACCCAAGAAUAAUAGCAACCGGAAGCUGAAGAAGAUGGUCACCAUGCCGUGUAAAAGUGUUGCUAAUUAUUCCCUCAGCGAGGAUGGGUUGGAAUAUGCUGCAUCUGAUUUUACUAAUUCCCCGUCUCCAUUACAUCGCCGUUACGCUUCGGCCAUUGGGCUGAGUGAAAUGGUGCCCGAGGACGAGGAGAAUGAGAAGGAGGAAUAUAAUGUUAUUGUUGAGAAUGAGAAUGAGGAGGAGGAAAGUGAUGAAGGCGAUGGUAAUGGUGAUGACAUGAUUGAUGCCAAAGCUGAGGAUUUUAUUGCUCAGUUUUACCAGCAAAUGAGGUUGCAGAGGUUGGAUGUGGUGGAUAGUCGUUACAAUGAGAUAAGUCAGAGGUCAUUAGGGUUAUGAUAUGAUCGACCCAUCUGCAAAUCCUGAUCAGAGCUAUGAUUCACUCAUAUUUAACUAUGCUACAUGCAUAGACAAAAUCUUUCUUUUUAGUUUUUUGUUGUUUUUUUUCUUUGUAGAAAUGCAGGACUCGAAACCUUCUAAGGAUGAUGAAGAUUCUGCAUUGGUUUUUGUGUUUCAUUCUUUGUCACUCCAAACAAGUUAUGCAAUGUAAUCAUGAGUAUGGAAAUUAUAAUAUUAUCAUAACAUUUUUAGAUGACA
Molecule: messenger RNA, 1550 nt
Organism: Lotus japonicus
Lineage: Eukaryota; Viridiplantae; Streptophyta; Magnoliopsida; Fabales; Fabaceae
Exons: 1
Coding region: 660-1292 (210 amino acids)
Source: RefSeq, a predicted model, not a curated record